Messenger RNA from Drosophila grimshawi, 1459 nucleotides. It is a transcript of the gene gny, whose product is annotated as probable dolichyl pyrophosphate Man9GlcNAc2 alpha-1,3-glucosyltransferase. Gene Ontology annotation, molecular function: dolichyl pyrophosphate Man9GlcNAc2 alpha-1,3-glucosyltransferase activity. The transcript is spliced from 4 exons. Gene Ontology annotation, biological process: protein N-linked glycosylation. The record is from RefSeq and is a predicted model, not a curated record. Gene Ontology annotation, cellular component: endoplasmic reticulum membrane. Lineage: Eukaryota; Metazoa; Arthropoda; Insecta; Diptera; Drosophilidae. The coding region runs from base 2 to 1453 and encodes 483 amino acids.
CAUGAUCUCGGAAUUGAUAGCUGUGGCUUUUGCAGCAUUAUCGCUGAGAGCUAUAAUAUCAAUGAACUCAUUCUCUGGCUACAACAAAGCGCCUAUGUUUGGUGAUUACGAGGCACAGCGGCACUGGCAAGAGGUGACAGUAAAUUUGCCGGCGAAGCAAUGGUACACGAACGGAACACGCAACGAUUUACAGUAUUGGGGAUUGGAUUACCCGCCUCUAACUGCAUAUCACAGUUAUCUCGUUGGCCGUACAGCCGAACUGGUGAAUAGCAGUUAUGUUGAGUUGGACACGAGUCGUGGCAUCGAAACAAGGCAACAUAAGAGUUUUAUGCGCCUCACAGUUUUAGCAGCGGAUGCAUUUGUUUAUAUACCAGCGAUGAUCAUUCUGGCCAUUUGCAUGGAGCUCACCUUUCGCAGAACCAACGCCAACAGGCGGCAAUUGUUUGUGCUGCUCGCAAUUUAUCCCGGCCAAGUGCUGAUCGACAAUGGACACUUUCAGUAUAAUAAUAUAUCGCUUGGAUUGGCGGCUUUGGCCAUCGCUGCGAUAUUGUAUAAUAAACACUAUGUUGCCGCAUUUGCCUUCACGCUAGCAUUGAAUUACAAGCAAAUGGAAUUAUAUCACGCAUUGCCAUUCUUUGCAUACCUUCUCAGUUCAACAUUAUCACACAAAAGUUUUAGAUCGUUUGCCAUUGAGCUGGCGGGAAUUGCUAGUAUUGUCCUGGGAUUGUUUGCGAUCUUAUGGUUUCCCUGGCUUGGUUCACUUGAUGCAACUUUGCAGGUUUUGCACCGUCUCUUUCCAAUCGGACGCGGUGUAUUUGAGGACAAAGUUGCAAACUUUUGGUGCAGCUUUAAUGUCGUUUAUAAACUGAAAAAUCAUAUCUCAAAUGACCAAAUGGCAAUCAUUUGUUUAGGCACCACAUUAUUGGCAGUACUCCCAACGAAUAUACAUCUAUUUUUCCGCAGAAGUAAACACACAUUCCUGUUAGCUUUAUUUAACACGGCUGCAGCGUUUUUCCUGUUUUCGUUUCAAGUUCAUGAGAAGUCGAUCCUGCUGGUUUCAUUGCCAGCGAUAUGUUUAUUUCCCUGGUGGCCUAGGGAAAUGGUUUGGUUUCUGGAGGUGUCAGUGUUUAGUAUGAUUCCGCUCUUAAGAAGGGAUAACUUGCUAGUUCCAACCAUAGCAUUAAUGAUCAUAUUUCAUUUUGCUUUUAAGUGUAGGUAUUUUCAGGUCAACAAAAAAAUGGAAGAUGAAAAGAAUUUGUUAAACUCCAUCAUUAAAAUAUCGGAAAGUUUAAUGGUUAGUAUUUUAGUAGGCUUUCUGACGAUAGAACCAACUGCCAGGCUUCCAGAUAUUUGGCCAUUAAUAAUUUCGGUAAUAAGUUGUGGACAUAUUUGUGUCUUCCUGGUCUGGGGAUAUAUUCAACAGUUUUCCAACUUGAGUCUUAACCUUAAAUAAUUCGAC